Messenger RNA from Cylindrotheca closterium, 1422 nucleotides. The record is from the annotation of a GenBank genome assembly. NCBI's taxonomy places the organism in Eukaryota, Bacillariophyta, Bacillariophyceae, Bacillariales, Bacillariaceae.
AUGGCCCAAGAAAAGCACGACCUUCAACUUGAAGAUGUUCAAGAUUACACCUCUGACUACCCUCCUGACUACCCAGGAGCUGAGGGUGCCGAGACCAAGCGUCGUGGUCUCCUUUGCGGACUCAUCAUGGGAAACAAGAAAAUGACAUGCUUGUUGGCCCUUGUUUUCAUUCUCGUCAUUGCCAUCGUCACAAUCCUUGUUGUCGGUGCUGAUGAGAAUGCCAUUGAAGGGUUCCACCAACCUUUGAUCAUCAUUGAUCCCUCCACUCUGGAUGCUUCCGUGACCGGUCCUUUGAUGGCUAGUCUCCUUGCCAUGUACGACCGCAACGGAAUGGACUCCACUCCUCUAGAUCCCUCUUCUGGAGACGACACUCCCCAACGUCGCGCAUUCUUUUGGUUGGCCCAUGAGAACCAAAACUUGGACCACUCCACCAAGAUGGCCCGUUACGCUCUCGCCGUCUUCUACUACUCCACCAACCAAGUCCCAACCGAGUUCGACGAAGAACCCGAGACCUGGUACGUUGCCCGCAGAUGGUUGACCAAGGCCAGCUACUGCGAAUGGCACGGAAUCGUCUGUGACGCCCAAGGUCGUGUUGAAGCCCUCGAAAUGGACCGUAACUUCUUGACUGGAGUCCUGCCCAUCGAGCUUCGCAUCUUGGAAGACACCCUCUACUCUAUUGAUAUUGCUGACAAUGGUAUUUCCAUGUCCGAAGAAAACUUUGACGUCUUCCUCAACCUUGUCAACCUUGAAGAAUUUUUCGGUGACAAUAACUACCUCGAGUACAGCGAAGGUUUGCCACCACAAAUGGCUUCUUUGGUCAACCUUGAACAACUCACGAUGUCCUACAACUUGCUUGGUGGUGACUUGUCUGUCGACAAUGUCAUCCCUGCCAUGGGUCAAUUAACUCACAUCGAAAUGGAGGCAAACUACUUCUCUGGCCCAAUCCCAGACUACAUUGGGGCCAUGGAAGAUUUGGUGUAUUUCUACAUGCGUCGUAACAAUUUCAACGGCGACUUGUCAUUCCUCGAAAGUGGUGCCAUGACCACUUUGUUCGCCAUGUGGCUUGAUGGAAAUGACCUUACAGGAAACAUUCCCGCACAAAUUGGCUCGCUUCAAAACCUCGCCUCCCUUUCUAUCUCCAACACCAAAUUGAGCGGACCCAUUCCUGCUGAAAUGGGAGACCUUCUCAAGCUUCGUCGAGUGUGGUUGUACGAUAACCAACUUACCGGAGACAUCCCACUUGCUCUUCAAAAGUUGGAUAAAUUGGAAGUUCUCGAACUCCACAACAACAAUAUGUCUGGAAGCAUGCCUCAAGGAAUUUGUGAUAUCUUUUCAGGUGUCGACUAUGACUUCAAGGCCCUCACAACUGACUGUAACGGAGCUGUCGCCUGUAGCCGUUCUUGCUGUACCAAGUGCUAUUAG